CAGACCUGUGCGGAUCUGCAGUGGCGGGGCUUUCUUCACCUCGAGUUCGAGGUUCCGCGUGCUCAGCCCGUAAAAAAUAAGGCAAACCGAAAUAAAACCGAGUGCUAACCGAAGCGCGGAGUAUACGAAUGUGAUCCGAAUAUAUUUUCUGCAAUUGCGCCUUUUCGUUGUAAAAAGUUUUAUCUGAACGAUAAAAAAGAGUAUCAAGAAGCCAUCAAAUGUUUAUUGAACGCGUGGAAGAGAGGCGAUGACGAGAAAUCGCUUAUUCCACGAGACACCGAGUUUUGCAACGGAAGAUUAUUUCCUUCAUUUUUUUCGAACUCGCUUACCACCACGAGCUUCGAACGUGAUCUUGGAUUGCAUCCACGUAUAUAAAUACGCAAUAUGAAGGGGACCAAGCACUGUAUAAUCGAUCGAUGAUUAAUCAGUAUUUGCGAGGCUCAGCGUAAGCUCGCGAGCACGAGAGUGUGCAUUGAAGUAUUUACUGACGCAUCGAGAGGAAGGUUUUUUUUCAUUAUUUCACCCAAAGUUCGAAGACAAAGCUGCUCGUUCUCGCGUUGAUAUUUCGAGGUUAUUUCGCAUGAUGAACGAGAAACAAGUGACGAAGUUGCAUAUUUUCGUGACUAAGGUUAAGAGCUCGAUGCAUUAUUGAUGAGCGGUUCAAUUGAAAGAGAAACAGUCAACGGAAUUAACUCGAGUUCGAAUCUCGAGUGAGAACAAAAAGUCGGAACAAAUAAAUAAACAAGCUCGUUGUCGUCACUUCUUACGGGGACACAGCAGCAGUGCCACGUUAAAGUGCUCGAAUCAGUGAGUCAGCUGAUCGUUGAUCAAACGGAUUAAGUGAACGUUUUUAAUUCGCUGUGCAAACAAAUAAAUGAGCGGAUUUCUUCUCCGCUGUAAGAUCUUUCGUUUUAGCAAGAGAUAAAUAAAAGUAAAAUGAUAUUUACGGGGAGAUCAGUCGAUGCACUGGACGAGGUACGCGGCGACGUUCACGGCGAAAAUGAACGUCGCGACGUCAGUGCUAUCGCAAUUGCCGCAGGCUGGUUCUCCAGUCUUCGUAGACCUGGAAGGAAGAACAAAAAGGGUUAUCACAAACAGGCGAAGAGCGCAUGGGAUCUCAGCACAUUGUCUAUGCAAUUGAAAGAUGAGCUGGGGGAAGUUGUCGCGGAGAUGGAGGCGAUGGAAGGUGGGGGUUUGGCAGCUGACGAGUCCAAGCCGACGAAUAAGGCGAAACAAACAUCGAUCGGACGUAAAAAAUUCAACAUGGAUCCGAAGAAAGGGAUCGAAUAUUUGAUCGACCACAAUCUCCUCACACCGACUCCUGAAGACGUUGCGCAAUUUUUGUACAAAGGGGAGGGACUCAACAAAACUGCGAUCGGGGAUUACCUUGGCGAGCGCCACGACUUCAACGAGCGUGUAUUGCGAGCAUUCGUUGAACUCCACGAUUUUACCGACCUCAUACUGGUCCAAGCGCUACGACAAUUUUUGUGGUCGUUCAGACUGCCCGGCGAGGCACAAAAAAUCGAUCGCAUGAUGGAGUGUUUUGCUCAGCGUUACUGCCAAUUAAAUCCAAACAUUUUCACCAAUACCGAUACCUGUUACGUACUAAGCUUCGCGAUAAUAAUGCUAAAUACAUCGUUGCACAAUCCCAGCGUCAAGGACAAGCCCAGCGUCGAACACUUCAUCACGAUGAAUCGUGGCAUCAACAACGGUGGUGAUCUUCCCCGCGAACUCUUAGUAAGCUUGUACGAGAGCAUUAAAACGGAACCCUUCAAAAUACCAGAGGACGAUGGCAAUGAUUUGAUGCACACGUUCUUCAACCCCGACAAAGAGGGCUGGCUGUGGAAACAAGCAGGUGGACGUUACAAGAGUUGGAAAAGACGAUGGUUCAUCCUAAACGACAACUGUUUGUAUUACUUCGAGUAUACGACCGACAAGGAACCCCGAGGUAUUAUACCGCUCGAGAAUAUUCAAGUCAGGGAAGUCCAAGACAGGCAUAAACCUCAUUGCUUCGAGCUCUAUGCAGCUGGCUCAGAAUUCAUCAAAGCGUGUAAAACUGACAGCGAGGGAAAGGUCGUUGAAGGUAAACAUACAGUGUACAGAAUGUCGGCAGCAACGGACGAGGAAAAAGACGAGUGGAUAAAAUGCGUCAGGCAAAGUAUAUCUCAUAAUCCGUUCUACGAUAUGCUCGCUGCUCGAAAGAAGAAAGCCCAGAAGACGAACGUUCAUUCAAAGAGUUAAAGCCAAUAGUCGUGAAGGAUGGAUUGACUUGUUCUCACAAUACUGUCUCUCCGAUUCUCUCCCUCGAUUCAAAAUCAAGACGAAACAAUGAUGGAAUUUCUCGAAGGAUGAAAGACUGAAUUUAGCUAUAAAAUUCGUGCGAAAUUUUUAGCACGAAAUAGCCCGACUUCUUUACGAGAAACAAGAAACUAGCUCGAGUUACUUAGAAUAAGCUCCCAGUCGGAAAGUCGUAGGGAGAGAGGCAAUGGAGACGACAAAAAAGUGCCAGGAACGCGUGGGUUGCUGCUCAUCGACGUAUAUGAAAAGAAAAAUAAAAUACGUUGAGACGUCAAAAAUCAGCGGGACGGAAAUUCGACGCCGCACAAUCUUUCGCCAGUUCCUCGAUGUAAAAUAACGAAGAACUUUCGUCAAAUUGUAACCGUGAAGGUUUACGAACGAAAUGUGUAUAUUUUUCAAAUUGACCGUGUAAAUAAUUCAAUUAAGCGAAAAGACGUUUGAAAUGAUGCAGAUAAAAUGUUGUUCUUGUUUUAACUCUUCUUCGCUCACGAGAAUUUCGCGCGUGCGAAAACUGCGAAAAAGACAAUCUUGAUGAAGGAAGAAAAUGAAUUUUUCAUUCACUGUUAUUCUCGAACGUAAAACCGCGUGAACGAAUGAGAAGCAUCGUAUGCGUAGUAUAUUUAUUGCGUGCGAGUCCACCGUUUGUAAUUAUUUGUACCUCGCUCCAGAGUGAAUAUCAACGAAAAAAGAAAUCGCUCGAAGUAGAUCCAAUAAAGCGUUAUGUUUAAGAAAAAGUGAGAUGAUCAAAUGACUUUGGCUGAUGCACGAUUUGAGAGAAAAAAUAACGAACUAGAAGACAUCAAGGAUGAAGAACAAAACUGCCAAAGUCUCGAGCAAGUGUGUUAAUGUGAUAGCCGUCUAUUUAUUUGAACAAAUGUGUAUAAUAGUAGGAAUGAUACUGGGCGAAAUGGAAUAACGAAAAAUGAAAGGAAAAACAAAAUUAUAUAUCGUUAUUUUAAGACUCCGAAUUCGACAGAAAUGUCAAUGAAGGUUUUGAAAGAAAUUCAAUAUCGUGGCGCUUUACGCUGAGAGUAUUGCGUCAAUUGUAGGUAUAAACCGAUUGUUUGAGAGACAAAUAACCAAAUAGAAAUUUUUUGAUACUUGGUUUUUUUUUCGAUAGCUGGAUCCAUGCUGACCGAGCUGCCUUGCGAGAUAUAAUAAAAAAUUUUAUGUGCCUCCCAAGUCGGCUCAACCGGUGUGUCGGCUCAACCAGGUCGUUCAAUCCCCGCCUCGAAACGAUCGCGAUGACACAAAAAUGUUUUCCUUUUUUUUGCAACCGUGUACGGAUUGAUGCUUUAGCUGAACGUCGAUGCGACGAUAGGUUUAAAAACUCCAUUUAGCCGAAAUAAUAAAAAGGACAAAGUUUGAACUCCUUCCACGAGAAAAAAGAAUAAAAAAAAGUGAACGUCAAACAUCGAAAAAGCCUUACUACACUUUACGAUAUAAAAACAAAAGUACGCCAAAUAGAGAGAAAACACAAAGAAAAAUAACGAGUGCGCAGAAUGAAUUUCGGUGUGUCUUGACUUUUUUAAACGUCACUCCAACGUUCGUGCGUGGUAGAAACUCUGUAGUAGGGACUGGUAGAAAAAAUAAUCUAAUUUGAACACUUCUUUGUUCUCGGAAGAGUGUUUAUCGCAAUUAAUUUACUGGAUAUCGGCGUCUCGAAUCUUCGAUCAGCCGUCCAAACAACGACUAUUAGAAUUCCUUACAUCUGUUGUUUACCAUUUAUUUUCAUUUUUUUCGUGUAUCCUGAUGUUGUAACGAGCGUUUAAAAAUGUCGAUCUCCACUUAGGCAAUUUAUAAAUUAUAUUAAUUGUAUAAUUGACAUUGGUAAGAGCAAGAUCAAAAGUAUCGAAAGCUCCGUUUACUUCCGGUGUUGUAAUGUUUUCUACAUGCUUUAACGCAAACUCGUCGUAGCUUCUUUAUUAUAUUUUUUUUUCUUCCAUCCAACUAAGCGUAAGCGUGUUUUCUACUGAAAAUCUAUUCCGGGCGAAUCAAAACGUGAAUACAGCGACCCUACAAAUUUUCGAGAUUCGUCCCGAGCAAAUUGUACGAUAAUUAAUGAGCUAACGGAAGGAAAAUAACGAGAGAAUCUCCUGCAACGAGCUUGCAGGGAAUUGUGAAUUUGUAUAUUUCCGUUGUAUAUUGUUUCCAAUCAUUGUUACGAAUUGCACAAUGACAAAUGUAACCAACUCCAGAGCCGUGUACGUAUUAAUUAAUUUAAAUACGAUUAAUAAACAACUUUAUUUCCUA
Venturia canescens is the source of this 4551-nucleotide messenger RNA. RefSeq names its product cytohesin steppke (gene step). Bases 937 to 2241 code for a protein of 434 amino acids. NCBI's taxonomy places the organism in Eukaryota, Metazoa, Arthropoda, Insecta, Hymenoptera, Ichneumonidae. The transcript has 6 exons. Gene Ontology annotation, molecular function: guanyl-nucleotide exchange factor activity. Gene Ontology annotation, biological process: regulation of ARF protein signal transduction. The record is from RefSeq and is a predicted model, not a curated record.